AUGGGUGCAUCGAUGACUGUGCCAAACCCCGACCAUCGAACGCUGAAGGUAAUGGAAUUCAUAAACAGUGCGUGCCGUAACUUUGAACUAGUUAAUGCGCGUUUGGCAGUUGGUGUCAAGGAAUUGGCUGUUUUCUGGCGCCACUUCCGGGAAGGCGACAAGGAAAUGCUGGGUGUUAUUGCAAUUGACCAAUUUUACUUGCUGUUUCACGAAAAGCGGUCAAUUUUUGGUGAUGGAAUUUUCGACCUGUGCGACAUACACCAUACCGAGGAACUCGACUUUGGCGAGUAUCUUGUCGCAGUGAUUACGUGAGAAAUUGAUUGCAAGCGAGAUCUCGCGUGUUGAGUAUUUCGCAACUAUAUAGGUAUUGCCUCUUCGAACCACAGGAGAUCCUUCGCUUUUGUUUCUACAUAUUUGAUCGGGAUAAAAAUGGAUACAUCAUGAAGGAGGAGCUUGAGCUCAUGUUGAGGGUACUGUAUCAUAUCGUACCUCCAAAUGACUUCUCAGGCAACACGCGAAACGCGCUGGAAUUGCUAGACUUCAACGAUGAUGAGAAGGUAGACUGGCAAGAGUUUAAUCGUUUCCAUGUUCUGUUUCCGGCGCUCUUUUACCCAGCAUUCAGGAUCCAGCAGACCAUGAUUACUCAGACCAUGGGUCAGCGAUGGUGGGACAAGAAAAAAAGAUAUCUCCACGAGGAGAAGGUUCGGCGUGAUAUGAUUGAACAGCUUGCGGCACGAAAAGAACACGCUCGUUUAUUGAAACUACGCGAGAAGCGCAUCCGAAAAAAAAUGGGCCUUCUUAGAUACAUGUUUUGCCCUGCGCAAAGAGCCGCAUUCCGCAAGCUAUUCCCCGUAGAUGAUGCACAGGCUGAAAAAACUUUAAGUGAAGCAGAGCUCCAAGUCCAAAAAGCCAAACAACGGGAGGUUGAAAGGCGGCUUCGGGAACUCAACGCAAAAAAUCCAGAGACCAGUGCAUGGGGAGAUUACCAAAAACGCAAGACGAGGAUGGAGUACGCACAACAGAGUGCCGAUCGCACACAUCCUCGACGGUCCGCGAAUGAGCGGGCGCUACGUGCGGCGACGAGAAGAGCAAAGAAAAAAAAAGACUGCCAGACCUGAGCGUAUAGAGUUUGUGGCUGUAGGCUAGCUCUGGGCUCUCGUAAGAUAGCUUGCAUGGUAGAAUUGUGCACGUGAUCAUUUAAGAUCGUUCGACUCCUCUGGCGGCUUGGGCAGGGUAUUGCUUUACCCUAAGCAUCAUCAGCCUCCUUCAAAAUCAUGAUGCCGACCAAGAAACUUGACCCUACCAGGCCCCUAAGCAAAGAUGGAGCCAGUCACCGUUAAAAUCUUUGGGUCACGUGACUUUCUGCCUUAUCUUCCCUUGCUUGAAGUUGGUUCUAACUAGAAUGGGUUACUGCACAACGGAUCCAGACUACUAGGACAGAUCCAUUUUUUUUUUCUGCUGCGCCCGGGCCGUGCAGCCCAUGGCCAGCCUUUUUUUACACUGGUCUGCUCAGGCUACCGGGAGCAUCCCGGUGCGUCAAUAAAUAAUAAAAGACCGGCAGCACCAUUAUAAACAGCCGCUCGGUAGGCCAUCAGUGCCAUCAAUGCCGUCGUGUGGCAAGGCAUUUAUUUACCAAUUCAGCUUCCGCGCGUCGUAUUGCGACCGCUCAGACUAGCGGCUCGGGUGCAAGGUUAUUCCUCCCCAACUGAAAUGAUCUCACCGUGACUCAGGCUGUGUCCUCGCUGAGUCUGUCCUCGAUGCUUAAAAAUAAAAUAAAUAAAUAAUUAAUUAAGGAAGAAAUAUCCUGAAGGAAAAGGACAUACACCAAGCCUCUAGAGGCCUUCUCCCUGCG
Messenger RNA from Pelagomonas calceolata, 1852 nucleotides. NCBI's taxonomy places the organism in Eukaryota, Pelagophyceae, Pelagomonadales, Pelagomonadaceae. The record is from the annotation of a GenBank genome assembly.